This is a messenger RNA of Catharus ustulatus (Swainson's thrush), 11559 nucleotides long. RefSeq names its product versican (gene VCAN). Gene Ontology annotation, biological process: cell adhesion. The transcript has 15 exons. Gene Ontology annotation, molecular function: calcium ion binding; hyaluronic acid binding. NCBI's taxonomy places the organism in Eukaryota, Metazoa, Chordata, Aves, Passeriformes, Turdidae. Bases 321 to 10658 code for a protein of 3445 amino acids. The record is from RefSeq and is a predicted model, not a curated record.
GCGCCCCUCCUCUGCAGCGCUGACGGUACAACGAUAUAAUAAUGAUGGGUGGUUGAGGCUCGCAUUUGAACUUGCAGGCUCGCUGCCUUUGCCCACUGCUCGGUGCCGGCUCCGCGGCUCGGAGUCAGGUGCUCGCCGGCGGGAGGCGAGCGAAGGAGGGGAGACCGAGCGCCAGGGGAGAGACCCCGGAACCUCCGGCUCCUUCCAGCACUAACGAGGGGAUUUACUCUUUCAUGCGGCCACUGGGAUCUCUGGACUAGCCCAGCCACCACGUUGUGAUUUUUCGCGAUCUCUGCAAUACGCUACCUUUUAAGGUCAAGAUGUUGUUAAGUAUAAAAAGUAUCUUAUGGAUGUACUCUACAAUAGUUGUAACAUAUAUGCUACCUAAAGUUAAAGCAGAAAAAAAAACCCUGGUCAAGGGGUCUCUCUCUGGAACUUCAGUCCUGCCGUGCUUCUUUUCAACCACCCCCACCAUAUCCUCCAGCUACGCCGCCGAGUACCUCCGCAUCAAAUGGUCCAAGGUGGAGCUGGACAAAAGCGGGAAGGACGCCAAGGAAACCACGGUGCUGGUGGCCCAAAAUGGCAACAUCAAGAUAGGGCAGAGCUACAAGGACAGGGUGUCUGUGCCGAGCCACUCCGAGGAGAGCGGGGACGCCUCGCUGACCUUCUCCAGGCUGCGCGCCAGCGACGCCGGCGUCUAUCGCUGCGACGUCAUGUACGGCGUGGAGGACACGCAGGCCAUCAUCUCUCUGGCUGUGGAGGGUGUGGUGUUUCACUACCGGGCUGCCACGAGCAGGUACACCCUGAAUUUCACACAGGCCCACCAGACCUGCCGGGACAAUGGUGCUGUCAUGGCCAGCCCAGAGCAGCUGAAAGCAGCCUAUGAGGAUGGGUUUGAGCAGUGUGAUGCUGGCUGGGUGUCUGACCAGACUGUCAGGUAUCCAAUUAGACAUCCCAGAGUUGGCUGCUUUGGAGAUAAGAUGGGAAAGAAAGGAGUCAGGACGUACGGGCGCCGCUUCCCCAACGAGACUUACGACGUUUACUGCUACGUGGAGCGCAUGGAAGAUGAAGUGGUCCACGUCUCAGCCCCCCAGAAGUUCACCUUCGAGGAGGCUAGGGAGCUGUGCGAGGAGCGAGGAGGCGUCCUGGCUUCCGUGGGGAACCUCUACGUGGCCUGGAGGAACGGCUUCGACCAGUGUGACUACGGGUGGCUGGCGGACGGCAGCGUCCGCUACCCGGCCUCCGUGGCGCGGCCCCAGUGCGGCGGGGGUUUGCUUGGGGUGAGAACCCUGUAUCGCUAUGAGAACCAAACAGGCUUCCCUUACCCCGAUAGCAAGUUUGAUGCCUACUGCUAUGAACCUAAAAAAGUCACAACAGAGCCUCCAACUGUUGAGCCUGUGACAUCCCUGAGAACUGACAGCGUGAGAUCAUCACCUGCUGGAGCUCCUCUCGAACCUCCCAUCUCUGAGACUCCACUUUCUGAAGUGCCUGCCACCCAAACAGUCUCUUUGGAGGAAACAACCCCAGAGUCUGAAGAGGACACAGAAAUGACUACUGAUGUGGCUGAGGAGAAAAGGGAGAUGGAGGUGCUCAAGGAGAACAUCCCCUUAACCACCCUUCUACCUCAGACUGCCACUGAUGGCGAAAUAUUCACUUAUGACACGCUGGGAAGGACUGAGUACGAUGUCUCACCCGGGCUAACAGACACCACCUCCCCAGACUUGGAACUGGAUCACACUUACUCUGAAGCAGAGCUGCCCGAGGAACCAGGUAGGUCUGAAAGCAUUGAGGACGCUUUCUUGACCUCUGUAAUUUUUCAGGAUAGCACAGCUGUAGCUAAGAGUUCCACUGGUUUUUGGGAAGAUGCUGGAGCGGGAGAUGCGCACGAGCGUGAUGCUGAUAAUCAGACUGAGCAAAUAGAAGUGGGUCCUCUGAGGACAGCUACAGAUAGCUUCCUACAGACUUCUCGGAGAGAGGCUGCCAGAACAGGGACUUCAGAUUCAUUGACAAAAGAGAACAGUGCCCACCUCACAAAUGCACCCACAGAAAAACCAAUGGAGGCAAAAUCUGACGAGAAGCUUACAACUGUUGUAAUGCCUAAAGCCUUGCUCACCGAUGAGUCUGCAGAGAGGGAGGGCAGUGAGAGCAUGCACACUGCCGUGCCUGGCACAGAUUUUGGGAUGGCUGCUGGUCCUGCCCCAGGAUCAGAAGUGCCUGCUGCAUCAGAGACACUCCUAGAUGAGCACACAGUGACCACUGGGCGGUUUUCUGCAGUGGAAGAGCCAACACCAUGGGUUAAAUUUAGCUCUGCGACAGCGUUUGACAGCGAGGCCUCAGCUCAAGGGAGCAGAGAGGACCUGGGGGAUGUGCAGCCCACCGUGGCAUCUGGAACACCUGUAUCCUUUUCCGUGUCAGCUGCUGAUCAAACAGAAUCUGAGUCCGUCUCUGGGAGCACAGAUUCCCUGCCAAGCUUUGGAGAAGGCACCCUGUCUCCUAUCCCCUCAUCCCAGCAGACAGAAGCAUCAGCUGUCUUAGAGGAGCAGGAGAAAACUAAACAGCCAGAAAUGAGGACAACAGAUGUGAAGGUGCCUCAUCUCACAUCUGCCAUUCCUCCUUGUGCUACAGCAGAAUCUGAGGGAUGUUCUGCAAGGGAGAAGAUCACACAGGCCCCUCCAGGUUCUGGCACGUGGCUGCCAACAGAUAAAGAGGAGGGGUAUAUGACAGAAGAGUCAUCUCACGCUGGAAGGGUGAUUGAGUUUGCUACAGAGGAUGGCUUCUCUGGGAUGGAGCCUACAUCAUUGCCAGGGCACAUUGUGGAAUCCACAGUGCAUCCAGGAGCUCCAAUUUCAGCAGCUACUGAUGCAGCUGAGACCAGGGAUGAAGAACUGGCUUCAGCUGAUUUUGGUCAGAGUAGAGACACUACAAGUGUUUCCCACACGAGCAGCUCCUUGGAUUUGGAAAUGAGCACAGUAUCCAAAAUACCAGUGGAAGAAAGUAGUGCAACCAUAGGGUCUUUUAGCUCAAGUGUAACUGUAUUGCCAAGUGCUGUGCCCACAGAUGUGGGGGUAACUGAGCAUGAAGGAGAUGAGACAUCAGGGACAGAGGGAGCUAAUAAAUUUACAGAUGUAACAAAGGUAGAUACUGCAGUUCCACAGAAGGAGUAUGAUGCCUCCCUAGUUCCAGUUACUGUAGAGAGUGAGGUCACUAGAGAUAUGCCAAUUACUGAUCAGACUCCUUUUGAUGAUAUCUUUCAUACAGAAGCAACAGAAACAACUGCAAAACAUAGCAAGGUGUUCCCAGAACUCUCCACGCUGGACCAAGGCUUGGAACCAAGAACUGCCACGCUUUCUGUGACAUCUGCCCACACACACGAGCCAGAGAUGUCAGCAGGACCUGAAUGGCCUCGGACAGCAGUUCAGGAGACGCAGGAUGAGACAGGGUCAACUUUUGAUGAGACAUACCCAGCCACAGAGGUACCUGUGACCUUCACAGACCACGGAGGAGUUCUGGAAUCUGAUCAAACCAGCACCUGGUUGCCCCUCACGGUGACUCCGACAGCUGAAACUGCUCCUGAGCAGGAUGGGGAGGUCACUGAGGUGGUGCCCAUCACUGCUGGAACAGAAGCAAAGACACAGCACAGCCCAGGAGCCCCCACCACGGAGGAAGAUGAUGCAGUGAGCUGGGAUUCUGUGCCACCCUCCCGUACGAUGCCAGCAGGACGUUCCACUGUGGAAAGCAUUACUGCCCUGACUCUGGGAGCUUCUCCAAGCCAGGCUACAGAAGGUUCAGGAAUGACUACAGAACCUGAGGAAACCAGGCCAGCUGUGUUUGCAGCCACUGCAACAGAUAAGGCGACGAUUCUCAGCAGCAUGACAACCCCUUCCACUGGCGCUGUCGACAAAAUUCAGCCUACAUCUGCAACCAAACCUUUUGUCACUCAAAAGUCCCCACGCAUCAUUCCCGAGGAAGAAGAGGAGGUAACGAGCCAUGACAUCAUCAUAAUUGAUGAAUCUGUUUCUCCCAGCAAAGCCACUGCCGAGGAUGAUCUGCCAGGAAAGAUGCAGGAGCCAGAAAUCGAUAAGGAAUAUUUCACAGCCUCGACUGCCACGGCAGUGGCACGACCUACUGCUCCACCCCAAGUGAAGGAGGCCACAGAGGCCUUGCAACCCCAGGAGGUGUCUCCUUCCACUUCACACCCUGAUAAUGACAUAAGAUUGUAUGUUAUUCAAAUCACAGGCAAUGACACAGAUCACCCGGUGAAUGAGUUUUUGGAUCUGUUCAAUCGCCACAUGCUUCCUCAUGCCAUAGAUGAAACCCACAUUGAUGCAGAGUCAGCUCAGACUGAGCCCUGUACUUCAGACUCUGUGCAGGAUUCAUCUGAAUAUAUAAUACUGGAUCCUUUCUUUCCACACUAUCCAGAGUUUGAAGAAGAGGAAGACUGUGAAAACACCACUGAUGUUACAACUCCCCCAGCUUUGCAGUUCAUCAAUGGCAAGCAACAAGUUACCAGUGCACCUAAGAGCACUAAAGCUGAGGAAGCCAGGAGUGACCAAAUUGAAAGUGUUGCACAUUCCAAAAACGUUACCUUUUCUCAAAUCAAUGAGACAAACACAUUUAUAAUAAAUGAAUCUGAAGCUUCUGGCACUAUGCAGCCAAGCAAAGCUGGAGAGGUGAUGGGGGCGUUUGAGGUUACACAACCAACUUCAGGGGCUGCAAUGUUAGAGCCAGUCUAUAGUGGAGAGUCUGAAGUUGUUCCAACAGAUAAAUCAAUGGCCAGCACUUCUUCACAGGAGCAGUCUCUGCAAAACAGUAGAGAGACCAUGACGUGGCAGGGAACUGAGGAGAGCUCUACUAAAGACACCAAAAAUGUGCUUUUGAUCUCUAGUGAAUCCUCUGGAGAUGGCUCCACUGAAUCUGAGCUGUCCACUUCAGCAUUAGAAGUCGUGUCAGGGUCAAGAAACCAGGAUGAUGAAAAAAAUUCUGGUAUAACAUCUUCUCCUGAUGCAUUCACUGUGGAAAGUUCUGCUGUAACUGCUUCUCUGGAGGCAGUUUUCAUUCCUGCUACGGUAGACAAAGGUGUAACUGACCUCAUUUCAGAAAAGGCAACCCCUGCUCCAGGAGACCAUUAUAAAACAACUAUUAAACUUAAUGCAAAUCCCCCUGUUGAAAAUAUUCUGGAAACAAGCCAUACAGCAAAGCCUGAGAUGAGUGCUGCCUCUUUGAUGGUUCUGGAAGGCUCUGGAGAUGUGGAAGAUAGCAUCACUGUAACUUCAGCCGUGACAGAGGAAAUAGCAGUAACAGAAACACUUUCAGUGCAAGACAUUUCUUUGGGCUCCAGCACAGCACUGCUGACAGAAUUUUCUGUAACUGAUUCAGGAAUCACCUCUGCUUUGCCCAGAGCUAUAAGUACUCCUUAUUCUGCUUUUGAUCAAAGUCCUGCAGUAACUCUUGCCACCAACUCUGUGUCUGAGCUUAUUACAGAAGAGGUGUUUGCCAGUUCUCUUGUAACAGAAAAGAGUAUUGAUGAUGAAAAGAAAAUACACACCACUGUUUAUUCAGGUCAUCAAAAUUCAGCUACUGCUGCAGAGGAAAAUUUGGAUUUGAAUGAGCUUGGGAGCACUACAAGUGAAGUCAGAACUGUAAGUCAGGAGCCACUCAGAAAAACAGCACCAGGUACCAUAAGUUCUGAAAUCAAAAGGGUCACCACCAUUCCUCUCUUGAGGGGGAAGAAGCUUUUUGUAAAUGAAGGAUCAGCAGAAGAGCCAGCAGACAUAUUUUCAGGGGGUCCCACAAGCAAAGUGGUAAGUAUUGGCUCCCCAUUUAUUGACUCAGGUUCUGGAGACAUAGAUUUUAUCGUUGAGUCUGCUACUUUGACUUCAGUUCCGUUAAGGCCUGUCACUGAAACACAAACAGAAAGGUAUGAAGUUUACAGCACAGAUUAUCCCUCACCAAAGGAUGUGACAACAGAAUAUGAAAAACAUGCAACAACAGAUGAAUCUGCAGUAACAGUUUUGAGUACUGGGUCAGAGAGCUUCACAGAGGGGUCUGGAGUAGAAAGUCAGAUGUCCCUGGAUAUGUUUAGUACCAAAAACCCAGCAGAACCAAACAUGGAAACAAAACCAACCUACACAGCUCCUUCUGACAUAAAAUCUGGUUCGGUAAAAGAGAGAGCAUCUCACAUUGCACCAGGAAUUGAAACUGGAAAUUCAGAAAUGGGUGAGGCCACAUCGCCUCCAGGAUCAGUGGUGGACUUGGUGACACACAGCACUGGAAGUGUAAAAACAAUAGCUGAAUCUACAGAAAGCAAAGAUGCAAAAACUGGCUCUUCAACUGUCUCAUUGGGCAAGAUUUUCCUGAUGGAGCAUGGCUCUGGAGAAGAAUUCAAAGAUGACAGCAUCCUGUCAUUAGACAGCAUUAUGUCUAAUGGACCUGUGGAAGAAAUAUUUGGAGGUCAUUCCUCAGUUACUGACCAGGGAUCUGGAGAACCAGACACAUCCACUGGAUCGUUUGCAGAAACAGCUGCUGGCCCUACUGGGAGACCAGAAACAUGGGAAAAGGAUGAGAGACAAGCUGUCAGCACGUCUCCACUGGAUCAUGCCUUCACUACAGGUCCUGCUGAGCAGGUCACGAGUUCUGAACACGAGGUGACAUCCGUGGGAGCUGCAGGGGACAGGACAACUGAGGAGAAAGCUGUUGAUGAGCUGACAGUGAGAACUUUCUCUACGAAGAUUCCUUUGAUGGAGGAGAUACAUUCUGGGGAAGAGAGGCCAAGUGAAAUCUCACCAAAAGCUACGGAAUCUUCUGAAGAAACAACAACAGUCGUAUUCUUUAAAGGUACACAGACUAGCCAUGAACAGCUGGGAUUUUUAAAUGUUCCAACUUCCCAGGAUGAAAAGGAAUUAGAAACUGAACCUGUUAAAGAAAUACUUUUGCCAUUUAAUGAUGACAGAGUAACUGAGCCAAUUGAAAGAAAAUAUGUAAGCUCUCCAGUCACAGUUACAGAGCAGGAGGAAGAGUUGGUGCAAAACAUUUUCCCUACAAAAGAUAUUCCCAGAACAGUCCUUACACCUAAGGAAGAAAAACUGUCAAAUAAUGAGUUUGUUGGUGAUCCACUGUUUUCAGGACAGGGGUCAGGAGAUGACCUUGCUGCUCUUCCUUCUCUGGUGCCAUUUAUUGUCGAGGAAAUCAAGAGUACCUCAAGCCCUCAGACUUCUCACCCUGAACUUACAGGACCUGAACUUCCCACUGACGUGACACAAGGCUUUGAAAGAGGGAGCACUCCAGCAGAUGUUGAAGUUAGUGAAGAAGUCACAAGUGCUGCAACUGAGCUGCUGCCAGAAACUGGAGACCCAUUCCCCACUCCCAGAAUCCCCAGUUCCUCAGCUUUGGCAGAAGACAGCUCCAAGAGCUUCAUCUCUAAAGAGAUUGAAGACACCACACGCGAUUUUGUUGCAAAUGAAGAACCUCAGGAUAAGGAAACUGAUUAUAGGAGAGGAGAAAACGAAACAGAUAAGACAACACCCACCUCUGAAGCUAUUUAUCAAGAGGAAGAUUCACAUUUUCUGAUUAAAGGUGGCACAACUCCUGUGUCUGUCAUAAUGAGUGGAACUCCCAGUGGUGAAAGAGAGGAAUCUCUUGUAACAUCAACAACAAAAACGCCAGGCAGAGUAUUACCUGAGAGCUCUGGGGAAGGAUCUGGCUGGCUUGGUGUUUCAGAUUCAUCCUCCCCUGAUAUGUUUGCUCAUUUCUCAAUACCCACUGUAUCCAAAGUAGAGCUAAAUGUCUCAUCUAGCAUUCCUGGACUUGUUUAUUCCAAAGGGGUGACCACAGAGGCACCAAGAGAUGGGUCACAGACUGCAAUCACAGGGCUAGCCUCCCUUUUUACAGAAGAAACAGAGGUUGUGUCAAAUCCAUCUUCUCUUCCUCCAAAGACAGCUUCAUCAGAAGAGCUAACAAGUGACACUGGGUUGUAUGAAAAGAUUAUUCCCAUGAUUGAUGACAGAAGAAGUGUUAUCUUGAACGUUUCUGUUUAUGGUGAUAUUACCCUGAUUGAGGAACGGCUGCAAACCCCACCAGAGGAAACAACCAUUAUAGACAUGGAUCACUCAAAAUCAAUGCCUGAGGAGAUAAUAAGUGUGCAGACAAUGCCAAAUCCUGUUACUCAGUCAACAUAUGGCUAUGAUGACAGCACGACAGCUGAAGGGGAGAAAUAUUAUUCCACUCCCAAAUUUUCCAUAGCCAAAGAAAAGACAGUUGGAUCUGGUGAUAAUCUUCCUCUGACUACUUCCAAUCCACCAAGGAGAGAGCUGGUGACUUCUGGGCACAGACCAACCUCAGAUGACAUGGAUCUGGGUUCAGGAAAUGACAUGAAUUUUGCAACAGAGACUCUCACCACCACAGAACCGUCUGAACUGGGCAUUUUCCUUCCUACAGUGCCAUCUCUGGCAAGCCCUCAGGUGCCCCACGAGUCUAAACCUGUUGUGACCAGCCCCACAGAGGACACCUAUGAGCCAAGUACUUCAGCAAACAACCAAGCAAUAGCAGAUCAAAGUGAAACAAUCUCUGGCUUUUCUGGGAUGGGCCAAGAAGAGCUGGCUGAUAAUCAACCUGUGGUUCCUUCUUUUACACCAGUUGUAACUGGUGAGCCAGAAAAGGCUUUGACAACUGGCAAGCUUGAGUUAAGUGUUGUCACCACACAGCCUGCAUCCCAGCUGACAACUGUGUCCCCUACCAAGAGUGCAGGGAAUCGUCCCACAGUGUACACAAACACAAAAUCUGCAGCAGCAGAGUAUGAGGAAACAGAUCCCGUGAGUUUUUACUCUGUUCCUCAAACUCCUAAAUCCUCAGUAACUGUUCAUUUGGUAAAUGGAGUGUCUGAGUACCCUGAGGUAAUCAUCACAAGCACAUCAUCAUCAUCAUCAUCAUCAUCAUCAUCAUCGAGGGAUUCACAUCAGUCCAAUCAUUCAUCAGGAGCAUUCUUCAAAGAGGUUAGCUCUGAUAUCACAGCAACAUACAAACCACCCACUACUGACCUUCUUGACACAACAGAGUCCUCUCUGCUGGAGCUUUCUCCCGAGCCUGUUUCAGACAGCACAAGCAUGGAAAACACUCCUCUCUUUGGUAUCCUUCUAACAGGGGGGACAGAGGGGACAGAAACCCCUGCAACUGAUUUAGCUGGUGAGGAAGAAGCUGCUGUUUCUGGAGAUUCUCCAUCAAUACAUGUCUUGCCUACUGCUUUUCUGAAUUUUGGAGACAGAGCGAGCACAGAUGUUCCAAACGUCAGCACAGCAAAAGUCGAAGCUUCCUCAGGGAGAGUCAAUAAUCCCCACCAAGAGGAAGACAGGAGUACUGAGAGACAGAACCCCUGGCUUGUGCCCACAACUGUUUCAGACUCACCCAACAGCAUCGAAAGUGAAGGGUUUAAACCUGGCCAGGAAGCAGUUACAAUGCUAACCUCACCCUCCCAGCUUUUGGAUGGAGGCACAGAAACACAGCCAGCUUUGUUUGGUCAGGGGGAGGUCACAACCACCCCUUCUAACAUUGCAACCAACAGCAUUGCCCCUGGGAACAGUCCCUACCAAAACCAGCCAUCAACACUGGGCUCUGAGGAGCCAAACACUGUGGAAGCUGUAACUUCAUCGUUUUCCCUUCCUGAGGUCACAAACGGAUCAGAUUUCGUGAUUGGCACCAGUGUGGGUUCAGUUGAAGGCACAGCAGUGCAAAUCCCAGGCCAAGAUCCGUGCAAGAGCAGCCCCUGCCUCAAUGGUGGUACCUGCUACCCACGUGGCUCCUUCUACAUCUGUACCUGUCUGCCAGGUUUCAGCGGGGAGCAGUGUGAAUUAGACAUCGACGAGUGCCAGUCCAACCCGUGCCGGAACGGAGCCACGUGCAUCGAUGGCCUCAACACCUUCACCUGCCUGUGCCUGCCCAGCUACAUCGGGGCUCUCUGUGAGCAAGACACGGAGACCUGUGACUACGGCUGGCACAAGUUCCAGGGGCAGUGCUACAAGUACUUCGCGCACCGGCGCACGUGGGACACGGCGGAGCGGGAGUGCCGCCUGCAGGGAGCUCACCUGACCAGCAUCCUGUCCCACGAGGAGCAGAUCUUCGUCAACCGUAUUGGCCAUGACUACCAGUGGAUUGGCCUCAAUGACAAGAUGUUUGAGCGUGAUUUCCGCUGGACUGAUGGUAGCCCACUGCAAUAUGAGAACUGGAGACCAAACCAGCCAGACAGCUUCUUUUCUGCUGGAGAAGACUGUGUUGUUAUAAUCUGGCAUGAGAAUGGGCAGUGGAAUGAUGUCCCAUGCAAUUAUCACCUUACUUACACCUGCAAGAAAGGAACAGUGGCUUGUGGCCAGCCUCCUGUGGUGGAAAAUGCCAAGACCUUUGGGAAGAUGAAACCUCGUUACGAGAUCAACUCCCUCAUCAGAUACCACUGCAAGGAUGGCUUCAUCCAGCGCCACAUCCCGACCAUCCGCUGCCAGGGCAACGGAAGAUGGGACAUGCCCAAAAUUACUUGCAUGAAUCCCUCCACAUACCAAAGGACUUACUCUAAGAAAUACUACUACAAACACUCCUCAUCAGGCAAGGGGACGUCGUUAAACUCCUCCAAGCACUACCACCGCUGGAUCAGGACGUGGCAGGACUCGAGGCGCUGAGAGCUAAAUGGUGAAUUGGGGAUUUCCACCAUUUCAGCCAAAGUCAUAACUUUCUGUGCCUUUUUCUAUCACUUAUAGAAGUAUUAUCGAAUCGUUUUGAAAACUACGGACUGCAGUAUUCACGGCGCGUUUUUGCAAAAAAAAAAAAAAAAAAAAAGGAAAAAAAAAUUUUAAAAUUACGGUGUUUAUCAGAAAAUUUAAGAAAUAAAUAAAAAAAGAGGAGAAGUGCUUAUGGGGAUAAAAGGAAACCAUUUCCAGCCUAUAAAGAUUAUUAGUUUUCUAUAUGCCAUCGGUGUGGACCAUUUUAUGAUAUGUACCAGCCUUCUGCAAUAUUUAAACAGCUCAAUCUUAGCACCAAUGAAAAUGUAAAUAAGAUGAUUUUAAUGUUGUUUGACUGUGUGUUGUUUUUAAAAUCCUGUAUAUAAAAUGAAAAGUCACACUAAUUUCAGGCAUAUUUAUGGUUAGAACGGCCUCAGAGGUCUUCAGUCAUUUAUGACAUUGUUUCUGUGUUGUUUACCUAGGCUGGAAAUGGUUGAAAUAAAGACUUCACUGACUGAAAUUUGCAAUUAUCAGGUGAAGAUAAACACACAAGUGACAUGAUUUUAUUUUUUUUUUUAAUUUUUUUUUUUAUUGUUAUUUUUAAGUGGGAGCUGUGCCAAUUCCUACCCAAGGUACAGUUUGUGUCCCAUGAGAUGAAAAGUUUAGACAGAGCACAUAAAAGUGGCACGGAGCAUGAACUAGGGACUGCAAUAUGGAACCUUUUUUCUGCUCUCCAUUCCAGCUUCAGCACACGUGAGAAAGGACUGCGUGGAGGAGUUGUGUAUGACAAGGAGAGCCUGUAAAAUUCCAAGUGCUAAUACAUUAAGGGCCACUUUUUUUUUUUUUUUUUUUUUUUUUUUUU